CCUUGUAAUUGUUACUGACAAGUACCUCAAAGGAUGGCAUUGAACAUUUUCUCAAAGAAAGAAAGGUUUGGAUAAGGACGAAGAAAAAAAAAGUAGGUAGGUAUAUAUGAAAUGUUUUGUGCUCAUCAAAGGAGAAUAAAUGUGAGUUUUUAUUUUUACCAACUUACUAAGCAUAUUUAUUUCUUAAUAAAAACAACCAUAUUUAACUAUUGCCCUUUUAUGUGCACAUAAAAUUCCUUCAUUUAUAGACUUCCUACAAAAAAAUCUGGUGAAACAUAAAAAUAUGGCUACCUUGCACAAUGUCACCGCCCUUUUUUCAUUAACAUUCCUCCUUCUUAUUACUCCUUUAUCUUCAUCUUCAUCUUCAUCUUCAUCUGCAGGCGUUGAAGUGACGAGGACGUUAGUGACAGAGAAUGUCGUAAAAGAUAUUUGCUAUCAAAGUGAGGCUUCUGGAAUCUGCCUAAAACUGAUGAAAUCAAUUCCUCAAAUAGGCAAAGUAGAUCUUGAAGGCCUGGCUCAAAUCAUGAUCCAUAUGGGAUCUAACCGAACCCAUCAAACAUUGGUUCGAUUACAUUCUCUUUUCAAGAAGACCAACGACAGUGUACUGAAAAAGAGGUAUGCAAUGUGUUCCAAACUUUAUGGACUCAUUUUCGACGAGUUUAAGGAAGUCAGCACAAGCUUGAGCAAUGGUGAGUUCACUUUGAUGAACCAAGAAACCUGGGUUGCUGUCACUUUCGCUAUUGCCUGCCAAGACCAAUUUACUCAUCCACCAUCUGAUCCAUCUCGAGUACUCAUGCAAGGAUUACCAACACAUCUUUAUCUCUUGACGAAGUGAUGAUAAGAUUUUAGUAGCCUCUGGUUUGAACGAUGGAGGGGAGUAGCCGUUGGUCUCUGUAACGACUUUUUGGAAGACGAUAAUGACGACGGAAGAAACCAAACAAUGUGAGAGGAAUAGAUAUGCUCACGCGAUUAGAAAAUGGGGUAAAAAAAGUUUUAUAUUUGUCAAAUACGUCUCUUUUGUAUUGGCCUUGUGGGUCCAAUUUUUAGCCACAAUAGGGUCUAGAAAUCUCAAUUCCGUAGACAAUUUAAAGUGAAACUCAAUACCAAUUUUUAACCCAUUGUGGGUUGAUAGCAUUGGAAAUCAUCAUCUAAAGUUCUUCAUUUUCUUGUUUUCAAGGGCUCAUUGUACACGCUCUUAGUUGUUGGGAUCAUAGUUUUUAAACUCGGACCGACCCACUGGUUAAACCAUCAAACCCGUGAACCAAGAGUUUUCACGGGUUGAUUCAUACAAUCAGACCGUUUAAGCAUUGGACCGCCACAAACCCUCGAGUUGAUCGUAAAACUCGUCACACCCGCGAACCGCCCAAUUUGAUAAAAACCCGUGUGCUGGGCGUGGACCGCAUGGUAGUGAAUACUAGUGCUCUGCACAGCCAAACGUCAGCACUGUUGACAUUCACGUGACAAUGCUAGGGUCUUCUUAUUGCCUUUUAAUGACUUCACUUGAUGAGUUUUUUCUUUGUAAACGAUGUGAGAUUCGUUACAAAUGCUUUA
Molecule: messenger RNA, 1551 nt
Organism: Tripterygium wilfordii
Lineage: Eukaryota; Viridiplantae; Streptophyta; Magnoliopsida; Celastrales; Celastraceae
Product: pectinesterase inhibitor-like
Exons: 2
Coding region: 284-835 (183 amino acids)
Biological process (GO): negative regulation of catalytic activity
Molecular function (GO): pectinesterase inhibitor activity
Source: RefSeq, a predicted model, not a curated record